AUGGUGGUGGUGAAAAAGGAUUCGACGAGGAAGGCCGCUGACGAGCGGACGAUGUCCCCGCCCCCUGAUGGUGGAUGGGGGUGGGUCGUGGUCUUCGCGUCGUUCAUGAUACACGUCAUUGCAGACGGCGUGACGUACACUUUCGGAAUCUUCUACUACGAGUUUCUCAAGUACUACGGCAGCAGCAAGGGCACGACUGCGUGGGUGGCUUCCAUUAUGGUCGGCACGACGUACUGUAUCGGUCCCGUGGCCAGCGGCCUGACGAACAAGUAUGGCUGCCGCGCAGUUACGGUCGCAGGCGCAGUCCUGGCUGGCACAGGCCUCGCCAUCAGCACCCUGGCCCCCGACGUGCUCUUCCUCUUCUUCUCGACUGGACUCUGUACGGGUGCGGGCCUGGGCCUCAUGUACCUACCAUCCAUCGUCAGCGUGACGUGCUACUUCGAGAAGCAGCGCGCCUUCGCAACUGGGGUCGCCGUCUGCGGCUCGGGGAUCGGUACCUUCGCCCUUGCGCCCCUCACGGAAUACCUGGUCGAGGCCUACGGAUGGAAAGGUGCCAUGCUGCUCAUCGCGGGACUCGUUCUCAACUGCGCCGUCUUCGGGGCCCUCUUCAGGCCCCUCGAGCCCCCCAAGCUCAGCGCCUGCAGCGCCCCCCUGCUGGUCCCCGAGGGCGACCGAAGCCCCUUCCAAGCCGACCGGAAGACGAUUCUGGAAGAGACGCCAUUUGCGGAAGAUCUGGCGACGCCCAAGCUGACGAACGGAUUCGUCAGUCUCUCGAAACCCGACCUAUCGACGACGACGAACGGCUACAGCACGCACCCGUCCACCCCGUGCGAGAGCAAGGCCAACGGUUUUGCUAAACUCAGAUCAAAUUUCGAGAAAAAAGAAGAUGCUUCUUGCAGGAACAGCCUGUUGCUUCCGUCUGAGUUCCUGAGGAGGAAGGUGGAGGGCGGGCCCCUCUCGAGCUUUGUGUGCUCGUCCGCAUCCCUGGCACAGACCAACAAGGAGCUCUCCCAGCUGUCUUCUUUGUCGCAGUCGCACGCGGGGGGCGGCCUCAUGUGCCGCAAGGACAUCUUCUACAGCGGGAGCCUCGUCAGCCUCGCCAAGUACCGCUCGAACCCGAACCUCCCCUACCACUCGGGGGGAGUGGACUCUCCCGAGAAGAGGCGGGAAAAGGAGGGAUGCUGCCCCGCACAGAAAUCCUUAUGCUGCCCGGAGGAGAUCCUCUCCGCCCUGCGCGAGAUGACGGACUUCUCCCUGCUCCGGGACCCCGUGUUCCUCCUCUUCGCAGUCUCCAACUUCCUGACUUCGAUCGGGUUCAACGUGCCCUACGUCUACACCAAGGACCGGGCGGCCGAGCUGGGCAUCGGCGGGGAGCAGGCCAGCCUGCUGCUGUCCGUGAUCGGAGUCUCGAACACCGUGGGGCGCGUCACGCUGGGCUUCCUCUCGGACCGCGCAUGCGUCAACAGGCUGUGGAUCUACAACGUCAGCCUCAUCCUCUGCGGAUUGGCCACGGUGCUCAGCUGCUACGCCGACGACUACACGCUCAUGGCCAUGUACUGCGCCACCUUCGGAGCCACGGCCGGAGCAUACGUCAGCCUGACAUCUGUGAUCCUGGUGGAUCUCCUGGGGCUGGACAAGUUGACCAAUGCGUUUGGAAUCCUGCUGGUCUUCGAAGGCAUCUCUUGCCUACUGGGCCCACCCAUCACAGGUUGGUUAUACGAUGGUCUGGGCUCCUACGAUCCAGGCUUCUACAUGUCCGGCUGCAUGAUCGCGGCUUCUGGCCUCAUUCUCUUCCUGGUGCCUUGCUUAUCCAGAAAGUUGGCUCCUGAGGAACAGCUGCAACCGGCGAUCAAGCUGAUAGCAGAAUCGGCCGCUUGA
Molecule: messenger RNA, 1878 nt
Organism: Uloborus diversus
Lineage: Eukaryota; Metazoa; Arthropoda; Arachnida; Araneae; Uloboridae
Gene: Mct1
Product: monocarboxylate transporter 12-like
Exons: 7
Coding region: 1-1878 (625 amino acids)
Biological process (GO): transmembrane transport; monocarboxylic acid transport
Molecular function (GO): monocarboxylic acid transmembrane transporter activity
Source: RefSeq, a predicted model, not a curated record